CAACUGACACUUUGUGCCAUUCAGUUUUGAGUAACAGCUACAAAUCAUUAAGAUCGGCGCACCUAAACGUGUAGGAUAAUAACGAAACUAUGAUGUCAAACAAGUCACUGGGCACCCACCAAAUACGUAGCAAGGAAAAUGACAUAUACACCGGAAGUGACCCGACGCAUGCGGCCAAUUGUGGGGCGGAACUCUCCAGAAUCCCUCUGCGGGGCGGAAGUACGCAAAGGUCUUCAGCUGGAGAAAACAAAUAAGGCUUCUCAGCGGCUGAGCAGAUCUGAAAUGGAUGAAUUGGUGCACGACUUGGCAUCGGCGCUGGAGCAGACCUCGGAACAGAACAAACUGGAGGAGUUAUGGGAAGAGAUGGUCCUGAGCCCGUUGCAGCAAAGAAGGCAAAUCCGCAGGCGGCGUGGCCGUAAGCGGCGCUGUGACUCUUCGCAUUCUCUGGAGCACGCACGAUGUUUCAGCGAGGCCUCGGAGUCGAGUUUGGAUGAAGCUGCCAAGGACUGUCGGGAAAAUGCAGCAGCGGCAGCAAACUUCAGCGACUCUGAUGACAUGGUCAUGGCAAAGAGACGCCCCUCCUUUUCUUCAUCACUCAAAAACAAGCAGCACUCUUGGCCAGAAUCGGACUCUUUCACAGAAAACACACCAGGCAGGCCCAUGAGGCGGAGGCGGAAGGUCAAACGAAUGACCUCAGAUGUGACAGUCAGCCUCCAACAAAAAUUAAAAGUGUCUGAGCUGGACAGUGAAAGGAGUGUCAACCAUAAAUCUGCCAAAAAGCAGCGCCUUUCCAAGUUAAAGAAGAGCACUUCCUGGAUAGCUGCCCACGAUGCCAUGAGUAAUAGCAGGUUCAUUAAUGAGGAGGGGUGGAAGGAGAAAAUGUUUGAAGGAGAAGAGCAGAAGGAGGCAUCUGAUGAGAAUAUGUCAGAAUGUGAAACCAGCAGCAUCUGUAGCAGUGACCCGGGACUUUUUACUAACGAUGAAGGAAGGCAAGGAGAUGAUGAACAAAGUGACUGGUUCUUUGAGGGUGAGUGUGGCUCAGGAAUUGGCGUCCCUAGUCUUUUUUCCAGUUGGGAGACAGACUCUCAACCAGAUGUUGAUAACAUCGAUUCAGGAAUGGAUAAGCUUUCCUCUCCAACAUUUCCUCAGCCCUCACGACCUGUCCAGAGAAGUUAUCAUGCUCGUUUGAAUCGCCUGCCCGGUGUGGCUUCUCGCUGUAUCAGGAAAGGCAGACGGAGACUCCCUGGCAAGGACAGUAAUUUUUCACCCAUGUCAGUUGAAAGAAUCAAUCACUUUUCGCAAGAUCCUUAUGAAAAAGAUUUCUGGUUAACUGGAAAAGGACACCAGGACAUGAAAAAGAGGCAGCACACUUGGGAAAAGCUUUUGUCAUCUAUCACCGUGGGGGAAGGCAGAGAACAGAGAAAUGAAAAGAGACUAAUGUAUAAUCCAUUGUCACCCUUGUAUCCAGUCGACAUGGUUUCAGAUGGAUCUCAUCGACGGUGUUCAUCUGCUCUUUGCAAAAACAGGCAAACAAGUGUACACUUGGGUUUACUCUGCACUGGAGAUAUCAAACGGAGGAGGAAGACUACAGGACAUCCUGGUUCUGCAGCAGCUUGCAUCUCUUUCAACGAGGAACAUUUAGGAGAGGCAGCCGAAGGAGCUACAAACUCCAAAUAUCCCUUAUCAGCAGAAUGUCCAGGACCGGCCGGAUCUUCAGCAUAUGAGAAGCCGGAUUUUAUCAAACCAGCCAACUUAUUUAAAAUGCCAAGGGAGCAGGGACACAUGUGAAGACCUCUCUCCAUUUCCAGCUUGCUUUCCCAUGAACUUGAAGGGAGGGUCUUUUGUGUUCAUUUGGUAUCAUUUUCUUUUAUGACCAAAAGCUCACUGGGGUGGGUUAAAUGAACUUUUUUUUAUCUGUUUUAACCAAGACAGAAAUGUCAAGCAGUUCACCAGAGUUCUGACUAAAUGAUUUUUUCUGUUUUAUGUUCAGUAAAACCUGAACAGGAUUUUUAACAGAUGGGCACACAGCUUAAUUUAUAUCUUUUAAUGAUUAUAUUGUAAUAAGCCAGUCCACUUACUAUCGAAUAUUCAAUGCUCUGAGAUUAGAGUACAAGUUCUAUUAAGAAGAAAUGUGAAAUGGUAUAAUUAGCAGAAUAAUCACCCUAAUGUUUCUUUUUACAUUUGUGUAGAAUUUUAAAUGAGUAUUGUAUCUUCAAAGCGAGCCCACCUAUAUACUAAAGAGGAAGCUAAUGCAUUCUUCUGUAAUCCCCAUGAUGGGACACAGCGCUUUCCCCUAAAUACAUAACGGGGCGUGCUUGUUUAGUAUUGUUUGACCACCAUUUUAUGUUGCGUUCAUUAGAAAAAUUGCUUUGUGCCGCUUUGCAGAUUUGUUGCUCCACAUUUCACAUUAACACAAUUGAAGGUGGCUUUGUCCCCCGAAUGUUGUGGUUUACCGAGUCAUUCAGCAGCACUUGUAGAUGUUUUUUCCUGUCACACCCCACCAGAAAGUAAUCUGUAUAAGAGGUUAGAUCUCCCUGUCGCCCCCACUCAGCACUCCACUCAUUGCUAGGAUGUAUUUACAAGUCUCUUUGCUAGAACAGUUAGCAUUUGCACAAUAAAAGCACUUUGUUUUUUCUGCCCUUGAGGAAUUAUCUAUCUACGAUUGAUAUUCAAAUACUGUUUGUAUUUCAAUAUCAGUUGUAAAAAGGCAUGAAUUGAAGAAAUGCUAAAUAUGCCAGGCCACCAUUAUUACAAGCUGCUAUUAUGAUAAUAGUCUGUUAGCUGGAGGAGAAAAUGUUUUUUAGGCGUAGGUUUGACUAGAUAUCAGUUUCAGUGUUUUAGCUGACCGUAAUCGUACGGGUCACAACGUUGUUUGACACAUUCACACUUUUGGCCUGACUUGAACAAUAUCUUAAAACCAAGUUCUUGCAGCCAGAGAUUUAACAGGCAACUUAGUGGAGUGGCGGUCAUUUUGAGUCACUUGGACAGAACUGUUUAGCGUUACAGAGCCUGGCAGAAAUGGCCAGAGCAGCAUUUUUAAGAGAUGGGCAUGCAGGUUCAUUUCUGACUUUAAAUGACCGUGUUGUAGUGAGACAUUCCAGAAAGAGUAAUGAGUCUAAAGUAUUCAUAGUGGGUGAGACAACUGUUUAAAAUGCAGUCGUGUGUGUGUGUGUGUGUGUGUGUGUGUGUGUGUGUGUGUAAGAGGUCAAAGUGCAUCCCGUGUUAAAUGUGGCAGCGCAGGUGAUCACUCUUAAUAUUCCUUCUAAUACUGGAGUUUCUGGUUCCCUCUGAAAACCCAAAUAAAUGAUUGUUGGCAGCUGCCAGCCUCCAUUUCCCUUAAACUGUUCUCAGUCAACACAGCGCCAUACAGUACUCAGAAGGGACCCGAGCCUCCAGCCGUGCUGGCCGUGAUCGGGGGGCUCUGGACUCUGGGUAAUAAUCUUCCUUUCAACAUCAGUAAGCACAGACGCUUUGUUAGGUGAAACUAAGGUCAGACCUUAGGGGCCAUUUCUCGUACAGUUAUCCUUGUGUAGGAUCAGCUUGAAUACUUUCAACCAUUUGUACGUUACGGGCACUCUUCACUUGCAGUUUUGUAAAGGCUUAUAUUUUAUUGCACCAGUUCAUGUAAGAAAUGCAUCUCUGUGCACCCUUGAGGACCCAGACAGUGACAGCUUUUUACGGAGCAGGCAUACAUCUACUGUAUGUGCCCAUCCCCUGCCCCCACCAGGUUUGGGGUAGCAUGUCCCACUCUAAUUAACAUUCACAUUGACGACACUGCCUGCAUAUUUUAGGGACUAAAUGUCCAAUCCCACCAAAGUAAUGAAAAUGUUCAGGACGUCUGAGCGUGUCAUGUGGGCGCUGUGAAUUGCCCUGUUACAGUUAAGAAAUCUUGCGGCCUGAUAAAACUCAUAUUUCAUUCCCUGUAAGGAUUACCUGUCACCAGGAAAAGAGAUGUAUUGAUCUGUUUUCCUUUUUAAAGCAGCAAUCACCUGGCAAAGGCACCUAGAGCAGUCUGACUGAAUGAUGCCCACACCAUAACCCACACAGUGUAGGUGCUGCCAGUGACCCCAGAGUGACAAAAAGAACGGCACGCCACCUUAAACUCAGUGUGAACCUGGGGGAGAGCAGCUUGGCUGCCCAGAGUGUUUCAAGGUCUGCUUCCUUAGUUUACAACAAGCUCGUGUUUGUUGUUCAUGUCAUUGGGGGGAUCAUUUGCCACUUUGAAGAGAGACUUUUCAUGCAGCCACCUAUACAGCUGCUGACAUUUCAGUUGAAAGGUAAUGUGUCAAAUUUAAAAUAAUUUUCUUCUGUGUUCACAUGUAGCAGACACUCUGCCUUGUAGCCCUCGAGGUCUCAGCGCAUGGAUUUUUUUGAACAAGUGCACCCCAUUUCAGUGACGCAGAAGGCUUUAUGGUCCCCUAAAUUCCUUACAUCCAUGGGCGCACAAAGGGUCUGCCGGAGUGUGAAACUCAAGAAUGGCGCACUUAGUGUGGAGUUUUAUGGCUCUCAGAGGUUUAUGGUUGGCUGCCUGUUUUAACCCCAGCAGAGGUUUAUAAAGCUCACUGUGACUUUACUCUCGCCUGAGUGUAUUUAAUGCCAGUGCUUAAUUUCUAUCUAUACUUUUACACAUAAAUAUUAGACUAAUUGAAACAGAUUAUAGUAAAGGACAAAAGCAGAUAAAACUCAUGUUUCAUUUGUUUGUGGGCAAAAAUUCUGCUUGCCUAAGUCUAUAUAGUUAAAAACAAAUUCUGUGAAGGAUAUCGCCAUAAAGUUUCAGCUGUCUGCUUUAACAGGUGUUGCUCUAAGCACCUUUUCCAAGUUUUUUAUUAACUUAAUUAACUCCUUUGCCCAUUUUUGUGUUUUUUUUAAAUUACCAUUCAGUGACACGCCAGCCACUGCAGCACAAUUACCCUGAUAACCUAACAACUGUCUUUGGAUUAUUAUGGUAAAGGUUGGAUUGUCCCUGCGUCAUCUUAUUUCUGUGUAAAAGUGUACAGGUUAGGUGGGCUCUUUAUUAUCCCAGAGGCACAUUUCUGUACCCAUUGCAGCGUUUUGUGUCCCAGCGUUAACGUGAUCUGAUCGACAAGUGGCACCUCAUAAUUUGUACUCUUUCAGGUGAGCCCAUUUCCUCAACAUUCACUGUCUUUACUGCACACAGCAUUAUGAAGCCUGGCACUUAGUGGCUGGUGAUGCCAUCUUCAUUAACCGUAACGCAUGCCAGUCUUCUGGGUUCUUUCCUUUUUCAUACCCACUUUAGCACAUUUAAUUGAAGGCUGCCAUUCGUGUCACAAGUGGUGUGAAGAUGAAGGAUCUGGUUUGGCCGCUGCAUUGCAUGGUGAUACUACUUUGUGUUUGUGCAUCUUGGCUACUUGUCACAUUCUGUUAGGCUUAAAGCUUGUGCUCGUAUAGCUCUGACAUUUUCCUGAAGAAUCUGUCUUCAAAUAAUUGUAAGCCAUCUGGAUCCUGAGGCUUUAGAGCAACAGCCUUAAACCUUUUUAAUCCUACCUCCUGCUGGGGGUGAGGGUUGUUGUAUGUUGGGGUCCUGUUUUCUUUUCAUUGCCAUGCACACCAGUCUUGUUGUAGGAGAGGCCUGCACACCUUCACAUAUUAUCGUGUACUGUGGGGUCUGCUGCAAAGAGGCCAUCUGCAUGCUGUCUGCUAAACAGUGGAUUGGUGGAUUUCUAAGUCACAAAUGGGCUUCUUCCCUUGUCAGCAAGGUUGCCAUCUGAUUGUGGACGGUCUCUUUUGAUCUGGCUGUGACCCUACUUAACAAACCUGUUUUUGUGACCGUUUCUGGUGGUGACACGUAAGGUUCCCAGUCGGGACCUGACCGCAGCCAUCAUUUAUUGAAUUGAUUAAGGCGCACCAUUCAAAAGACCCUUUGGGAGUCACACACCUUGUCCAGCAAAGAAAGAACAGUUAGAAGAGUGUGCUCAGUUGUCUGUAUUAUUUGUGUAAUUGGUACUCCUUUAGUGUUACGACUUGUAAGAUGGGCAGAAUAACACGUUUUACUAAAAGAUUUCUGACCAAAUAAUACAUCAUUAUUUUUUUACAUAUAUGUGUAAAAAUAAUAUAAAUUGAGUGACCACCACCAGAGGAUGAUCUUGAGGAACCCAAAGAGAGCCAAAGAAAUACAAUAAAAAGGUGUUAACAAAGUAAUCUUACAAAGAACAUCAGGAGUAUUAAAGGAGCAAAAGCAAAACCAAUAUGUUGCAUUGGGAUCGUCAGCCUCCCAGUGUUCUGUGUAGAAUGCUUUCAGGCUCUGGACAAACCCACCUCUCUCACGGCACGCAUGUCUGGCUGACCCCUGGCCUGUCUGCAGAGUGACCUGAAGUGGCUUUUAACUUAGUUCGGAGAGCUCCCUAUGGAGAACUUCUCUAAUUCCUGAAAAUGGCUGCCUUUAGAAGUCCCCAGGUGUCCCAGGUCCCCCAGACCUGGCAACACAAGGCCCCUGUCCAUUACAGGAGCCAUGAAAAAUUCAAGGGGCUCCCCUGUUGCCCCUGCAAGACUUGGGGAUCUUUGGUCCCAUAGGUUUGAGGUCCUCACUGCCCGACCCCCUGUUUGCCGGUCCCUUUCAGCACAUUCUAUAUAACUAUGGUGAACAGCACCCCCUGGUGGUCCAGUACUACAUUCAUUUUUAAAAGCCGCAUACUCUUCAAGUUUAAUUUUGUUCUUUUUACGUUUCCUGUAUAUAGUUUCCCAUUGUAAAGAGGCUUUCUUUUUUUUUUUUUUUAUUAUUUCUUUCUCGUUUCGGCGUGUUUGAGAUUUGUGUUAUUACUGGGUAGAGAAGGUUGGCAAUUAAUAUUGAAACCCUCGAUUCUCUGAUUAGCUUUGUGUUGCUGAAGGCAAUGUGCCCAGAGAUCACCUUCUGGCUGUUGGCAGGAGGGAAUCCUGACAUGAACUUCAGUCUGGUCCAGCAUUGCUCUUGACUGUGGAGGCAGUGAGCAGCAACCUGCUUCUGAAUUAAGAGAACAAUUGUGACGUACACAUUCUUACUGAAUAAUAUGUGAAGCCCACUGUUUUGUUGGAAACUUUACUUGAUGAAGGAAUUAUUUUGAAAUACCACCAGCAGUUCACUAGAAUGCUGGGAAAUAAACUCUUUCAAACAACUUGGCUGCCUGUGUAACUACAACCACAUUUUCUUUCUGAGAUCCUCCUAAUCCAAUUCCAGGUCUAUCCCAAGGCAGAACAAGUCCUUAUGCAGGGGACAUGUCUAGCAAAUGAAUUACAGCGAUACCUUGGAAUCCGAACUUAAUCCGCUCCAGAACCCCGUUCGAGUUCCAAGACAAUUUUUCCCCUUUAAAAUAAUAGAAACUGGAAUAAUCCGUUACUGGGUCCCACAAACUCGAAUUUUCAAAAUGAUUUUAACAGUAAAUACACUGGAUUUUAAGGUAAAAUAUUAACAACAAUAAUAAUAAUAUUUGAAUAAAAAUGUAAAUUAAUAAAAUUAAAAAUAUAAGAACAUGUAUUUACCUUAAAAAGGAAUAAUGAUGGCGCAUGUGGAAGCUGGAGGAAGAGGACAGAUUAUUGCUUGGAAGGCUUUUCUUUACUUUUAUUUUUCUCACCACACUUUUUAGGAGCCAAUGGCGAAUUAUUAUAUAAAACAAAUAACACAAAACAGGCACAAAAGCAUAAAAUUAGCAGCGAAAAUCACACAAGAUGUUUACACAACAGCUUCCGACAACGAACUGAACGACAAAGCAUAUGGGUGGUCCGAGAGCUGGGGAAACGUACGCACAAACACACACGGACAACGUGCUGGGCAUUCGGAUUCCAGGGCAAAAUUCGCUCCAAUUUUUUGUUCAGAUUCCAAGUUGUUCGAGUUCUGGGGCAUUCAGAUUCCGGGGGCAAUACUGUACAUGUAAAAAAAAAAAUCAAACUGCGUCAGACACUGGGAGUUAGUCGCCCCACUAGGCUAGCCUGUCACGGGUGUUUGGUUGACGAUUCUCUUCAAUGAGAAAAGGCCGUGUGUAGUGUGUCAGUGUCCGCCAUUCAGUCACCGCAGACAGCAUUAGAAAUGACAGUAUGUAGAGUUUACAAGAAGCAGAUUGCUGUUUUUGUUUUUUUUAAACUAGAAAUCGCCCGUUAGAUUUACUUUUCAUUUUUAAAGUGUUAUUGUUAGUAUGUGCUAAACUUUGACGCUUCAUUCACAUUUCACAAUCUGCACUUUAGUUUGUACUGAGUACCUUUACUUUGUCUUUCAGUAAAGUGAGAUUCCUCCUCCUUGACUGUCCCCACAAGGACUUGGCAGGCCUUAGCAGUCUUCUGGUCAGUGGACAGCAUGGCUGUGUCUCACAUGUCCGUGUACAGUGUAGGAAACAAUUCAAAAAGGGAAUUCAUUUGUAGCCCCCCAAAGGCGGCUGCUUGUACCCCUCCGUAAAACAUUCUACUGGAGGCGGCCGCUCAUCUGUCAUGGGCCCUGCUGGGUGUCAGUCUGAAUGCUGCCAGAGUGCCCGCUUUGUAAUUCUGGAGCACCCCUGGUGGUCCACACUGAAGCAGGCAUCUGGAUGUUUGUUUAAAGUUGAAAUUACACCUCAGGUUCAGUUUGAAUUUGUUUAUUCGAGCAUCAGAUUUAUUUGAGCGGUGGGCCCAUCGUCAGGGCCUUGAUUUAAAUUCCUCUGCAGUCAUCACUUAUUAUCAUUUCAUAGCUUUUAAACUGAAGCCCCUUUUUGGUCCACUUGGUGCUAAUAAAACUACUGCAACAUCUACAGAUUUUUCCCUUUCCAAGGCCCUGGGUGCUCAGUGCUCAUUUAUCAUAUUCAUUUUUUUAAUUGAGAUUUUAGGCAGCUAACUCAUGCAAUAUAAAAUUACCACAACUCGUAUUGUUGUCAUUAUUCUCAAUAAAGCAAGCAUGCUGCCUUACACGCUCCUGCAAGUUAAGUGUUUCCUACAAUUACAGCAGGCGCGGCGCGCUCAGCGUUGGAGGUGUGUACUGCACCGUGUGCAUUUGGGGGCUGCGAGAGGACAGCAUUUUGUGUUAAGCACCGUAUGCCGUAGUAAACGGGAGCAGGCGUACUUGUGAAAAACUGGACCUGUUUGUGAAGAUGAGGCACAACAUUUUUCCUUUUUACUGCUAACUGCAGUUGUCUUUUAACCUCGGCUUGAAGAGCCGUACACAGUUCUAGGUGUUUCAGACCACCAAACAAAACAACCCCUGUGUUUGACAGCACUUGAGCAGCUCGCUGUCACUCUUGGGAGUGGACUUGAUUAAAAUAGUAACACAAGAAAGAUGACGGCAGAUAACAAUAUGUCUACCUGACAAGAUGCCUUUACUAUAAUGAGCCGUCACAGGCUCUCUCAUAGCAUUCUCGCGCGUGACAGCCGCAGGUCCAGCAAGUCUGUACUCACUCUUGGCUCAACCCAGAGAGUGCAUUGCAAAUAACAGUCAGGUUUUAGGGUCUCUGAUUACUUAAAACGAUAUAUGAGAGGCCAAAGAAGGCAAUGUCAAAGUUAGUUUUUACCUCAUUGUCUUAGUUCACACUGUUAAGAAGUCGUGUCAUGUCAUUUCCUAACCGGCUUAAUCCAGACCAAGGGGCUGAUGGGGGAUAGGGUGUAAGGCAGAAACAAACCCUGGACAUGGUGCCAGUCCAUCGCAUGGUGAACUCUCACACACACACACACACACACACACACAAGGGGGCCCGUUUAACUAACCUGUACGUCUUUGUACAUUAGGAGGAAACCAGCAACCCACUGACAUGGGCAGAAAAUGCAAACUCCAUGCAAGCGAGGACUUGGGACACAAACCCCAGUCUCCUUACUACACCCUCAUUCCAGAAAUGGCUCCUUAUGUACAAUAAAUAAAUGAAGCCCACUCGGUGUACAUGUUGACACUGUGAGCGGGCAGUAACGGCUCUGUUCAACACCUUGAAUACCAUGCUGGCCAGGUGACUGUCCGAUUCUUGUUGGACAUGUUUUAGGAGGAGCUUGGCAUUGUUGGUAUGUCUGAGACAUGCGCUUGCUGCUGCUACUGCUGCUGUUCACUGCCAGAGGACGGUGUCUUUAUCAGAGGUACUUAGUUGUGUGCCAUGCGGCAGAUCUUCAUCCUCUUCGUGUAGCUGCACAUGUAAAUGACCUGAAACUGUUUUGUUAACACUUGGGAAGCAGCUGCCAUUAUUUAUUCGUUAUUGUAGCAAACUCUAAAGUGACUUACAAGGUGAACUACAAACAAAAGUACGAGCGAUCAGAAAGCACAAAGUCCUCCAACAGUGAAGUACAGUACAGAAGAGAAGGGUGUGGGAUGUAAGCAACAUCUUGCAUACUGUGGACGAGGAGGGUCUGGUUCAAAGUAGGAUAAGUGGCCAUGCAUACGUAAAGCUCUCCCCGUGAACGCCUUCGAUGUCUGUGAGGUGGACUCCUGUAGGAGUCCAUUGUGUCCCUUUGCAUUGUAUUACCAAAGUGCUCAACGUAAUCAGUAAUUUUAGCAUUUAGACUUGCAUAUCUAAAACGGAAAUGAGCAAACAUAACAGCUAACACAAGCUUUAUUUCACUUUCUUUCUUCCAAGGUUCACUUCUAGACAGUAAGUAGCUGUUUGGGAGGCUUUGGCAGAGAAGUCAUUGUGUUUUAGCAAACGCCUUGGCCACCAUCUUUAAGCUUACCUCACGUUGUUCUUCUUGGACUGUGACUUGACUGCAGCUUAAGAAAACAAUGGCCAUCACAGUGGGAAGGACCACUCUUCAGUCUCUCUAAUGAGUUCUUCUUAAUUUUUAUGUUGUGUUUGCACAGGUUUGUCAUUUUUUGGCCCACUUUUCCAAUGAAAGAGCCUUGGCCUGCACUGCAUGGUGGGCGUUAUCUCUGAAUAGAGUCGCAUUACUCAGAUAACACUGGGGGCAAGGCUGCAGCUGCUGGGGGGAUUUGGGCAAAUCUGGCCAUCUGGUUGUUUCUCCAAAACUCUGCCAGUUGAUUUUUGGCGUUUUUGAAUUCAUAUCUUCAAGAAUGCAGUAGCUGCUGUCGUCUUUAAGCAGACUUUGUCUUGUUCAGAUAACAUUUGCUUUGGAGUUCGGAAGAUUUGUGAUUUAUACCUAAAAAGUUUUGAUUCCAUAUUGCAGUGGCUAAUUCUGUGUGUUCUUUCCUUAGUGGCAUAGCACUUUAAAGUUUUGGGGACCUUCAGGGUGCUGCAGUUGAUGAACUCAAAAUAUCCACCAUGCCUAAAAAGUCGUAUUUUUUCCCCAGAGAAGCUGCAUUUGGUGGUUGAUUCUCAUCGCACGUGUAGCAUCAUAACUUCCCUUUCUUGCUUACUGAAAUCAUUGGGCUUUGCCUUGCAACUCUACAGCAUUUUCCUUUUGGUAAUCAUCUUGUCAUUUUUGUAGGUGACUUCAUAUAAUCAAUGAACGUUUCAGGUGGUGGUUUGUUCUGGUGGGCUUCAUUUGGACUUCUCUUAUGUUAAAUGUUCUCCAGUUAUUUAAAGUUUCAUUUAAAACUGGAUCAUGAAGUUCACGUGUUUUGGUAACGGCCUCAGCCUUGUCAUUGUCACUUCCCCAAGCCUGGUUAGAUGUUUAAAUGUUCAGGGCUUCUGUGCAGGUAUUGUAAGUCUCGGAUCUCUUUAUUUUGGCCUCCUUUAUCUGUGUGCAGCGCCCUGGCCUGGAAUCUGGACAGGCAUGUGGAGCUCAUUGCAGUUCCUAAUAAUCAAAUGGACUCCCCACGGCUCCUUGUGGUCAGUUGGUUGUACUUCUGUGCUAAGAUACGUAAAACACUAAACUUAACGCAUAUCGAUCACGUCAAAGCACUUGUCUUCUGCUCUGUCAUAUGCCGUUAAAUAAACAUUACGUUCAUGGACCGAAAACCAUUGCAUUUUACAACACUGACAUUUAGUGCACAAAUCUCCAUUGUGGGCAAAUCAUCUCAUUGUCUAUACAGUACCAAGCCUGAAGCACAUUUGGAGGGCCUUGUUGUGCAGAGAUGAACUGAUGAAUGGAGAGGCCUGGCAUGUGUCUUGCGUCAAACAUUUCAGCUCCUGAAGGGCAUAUCUUCAGAGAAAGGGCCACCUGCUUGUGGAAAUGCAACGCCACCCUGGGAUUGAGUAACUUCUGUGCCGGCUUGGGAGGAAGAUGGUGGAAUAUGGUGUUGUCCUCUCAGUAUUUCACUUGCAAUAUGGCUGUGGAUUCCAGGAUUACCACAAUUGCAUGGAUUUGCCUCCUGGGCAGCCACCAGAUUUGCCUCGGCCCGUUUUGGUCUUUCUUUUCUUUUUUGACUCAUCUCCUCAAUGGGACCGUUUCCUUGUUCUGAAUUUAAACUUCUCGCCAACGCAAGCACAGUAUGCUCCGUGUUGAAGACCUCAUGUUGUGCGCUUCCCUCUGACUUUGCCCCCGUUUCUUGAAGCUUGCGUCCCGCUGAUCUCCGAGUGACUAAUUCUGUUCUCAUGCCGUUGCCUGCGCAGUUUAAAUGUCUUUCAGGACUGUGCUGUUGUGCUCAGCCUGCCCACCCAGAACAAGCAGAGCAGUCCAGGAGCUCCAAGGAGUUUGUGGAUAAGAUUGGCGAAGGCAGAUGACGUAUGUCCUUUCAUGUUUUGGGUGAGGGCUUGAUACCUCUUAAUGUUUGAUACACAUUCAAGAAAAGAACAAUUAAAAAAGGCAAUGCUGUCCGAUUUUUCUGAAAAUAUUUGUUGUGUUUCUUUCUAGUAGCAAUUGUUUUGUAUGUGUCUUUUCCAUAUGAUGCUUCUGGUAUAACUGAAAAUUGUUUCCAAUGAGAUGCUAUCUUGUCAAUAAAUCUUCAAAAGCCA
This is a messenger RNA of Polypterus senegalus (gray bichir), 12719 nucleotides long. It is a transcript of the gene gpatch2, whose product is annotated as G patch domain containing 2. The record is from RefSeq and is a predicted model, not a curated record. The transcript is spliced from 11 exons. Bases 139 to 1788 code for a protein of 549 amino acids. NCBI's taxonomy places the organism in Eukaryota, Metazoa, Chordata, Cladistia, Polypteriformes, Polypteridae.